AUGAAUAUAAAUUAGAUAAUUAUAUAUACUCUUAUCAUAACACACUCAUCCUGUUAAAUUUACUCAGAUGAAUACCUAUAUAAUUGCACAACUAUUUAUAAAGAAAAAGAUAAAGAAUUAAAACUAAAAUUAUACCCUAUAGAUUGUUGGAUUUUCAUCAUACUUUGUAUUAAAUGAAUAUAUAAUCAAAGCACCCAUUACAUUUUUUGGAUCCUCUAGAAUAGUAUAUCAAUUCUUAAAAAAUACAAAACUAUUUGGAGUUCCUGGAGACAGUGUUUUUAUUAUCACUAUAACUAAUGGGAUUGAAAGUGUUGUCUACUUUUUAACAGCCAAUUAUGUGUUAACAUAUAAUAAAGCUCCAUUAUAGAAUGCAUUUUAAAAGGUAAAUCAAAAAAUAAAAUAGAUUACAGGAUUAGCUACUUUAAUUGUUUUUGUGAUUUCAAAUCUUAAUAUAUUUGUUUAUGCUGCUUAUCCUUUGGCUUUAAUUUACAAUGCACUUGAAUCAACUGCUAAAAUUUUAAGAAUUUUCAAUUAUUCACUUCUAUUAUCUUGAUU
This is a messenger RNA of Paramecium pentaurelia, 555 nucleotides long. NCBI's taxonomy places the organism in Eukaryota, Ciliophora, Oligohymenophorea, Peniculida, Parameciidae. The record is from the annotation of a GenBank genome assembly.